Cajanus cajan (pigeon pea) is the source of this 2353-nucleotide messenger RNA. RefSeq lists its product as uncharacterized. Lineage: Eukaryota; Viridiplantae; Streptophyta; Magnoliopsida; Fabales; Fabaceae. The record is from RefSeq and is a predicted model, not a curated record. Gene Ontology annotation, molecular function: ubiquitin protein ligase activity.
UUUUUUCGUUUAUAUUUCGAUGAUAGUUUUGAUUGUGAUGUUUUGGUAUUAAGAAUGAAAUGAAUCGAUGAAGAUGAUUGGUUGCGUGAUGAAUACGUGGAGUUUUUUUCUAUUUAGGUGAAUUGGUUGGGUUUGGGGGUGAGUAUGGUGUGGUUAGUGUUGAGCUUCGUUUCAGCGCUGAAAUAGCGGAGACCCUGUCUUUGUGAUUGUGUGGAGAAAAUUUGAUGCAAAUCUUCGUCCUUUCAAAACGAGGCGUUCUCCCACUUUUUCUGGAAUCGACCAUUCGCGCCUCUUUUACUCUUCUUCUUCCUUUCUCCUUCACUUACUCUUAAAAACAAUAUCUUGUUUUGCUCCCUUUUUUUGAUGGAAGUCCAAUAAUGGAUUGGCUUUGAGUUUCUUUGUUUCGUUGUGAAAAAUGUUAGCCUGAUCAUGGUUUCUGAAGGCUGGGAUUCAUCGUCAUCUGAUCGUGUAUUGAUUUGAAGGAAGUACACAAUUGAUGGAUGAAUAUUCUGGUAAAAGAGCCACUGAUGGGGUGGUAGUCCCUAGAAAGGGGAUGGGCCAUGUGUUUAGAGACACCGCUAAUGCUAGAGAUCGAAAUGGUCAGGUUUGCAGUCGUCUUACCUGCAGUAGCAGAGUCAACUCUCCUAAAGGUGCUCAAAUUGGUUCUUCUGAAAAGGGUAAAUCUUUGAAAACUUCAAUGCAAUCUUCUUCAGCUGGCAAGGAAGCAAUUGGAAGCUCCUCUAGAACUUUUUCCAAGACUAGUACCCCAGGAAAACCGCUUAUAAAGCCUCGGAAGUCAUCAUCAUCUCAGUUAGAGACAGAUACGUCUGAGACUAGUAGUGUACAGGAUGAAUCAGAAGCUUCAAAACUCACUCCUCCCUCUGAAAAAAAUCAGACAGGGAUUCAAGCUGGAGUGGAAAAUACAGUGUCUGGUAAUGUCAUGAUGGAAGUAGGAAGCUCUAGUGUAGUAUCCAAUACAAGAUCUCGGAGGAAUUUUCACCCAAAGCCUGGAUUACGUGGUCAAGAAAUUAAAAGCACCAGUCCAGUGACACGUGCUAAUACCAGUAGGUAUGGAUUGAGGAACCUCAGAUGCAACUCUAUUUCUGAUGUUGUUCCUGCUGGUUGUUCACCUUCAGAUUCAACCCUUAACAGAAGGAAGGAUAUGAUAAAAAAGAGAAAUUGUGAAGGGGAAAGUAGUUCCACUGCCAGAGGGAAGAAAAUGAGUGGGUCUUCAUUAGAAGGACGGAAUUCUGGCUCCAGAAGUGGCAUAUCUAUCUCUGAUUCAAGAAUGUCUAGGAAUACUCCUCACAGGGACAGGUCAGACAGCAACAUGGCACCAGUUAGAACUCGAAAAGCAAUUAGUGGUCAGGCCAGGGGAAGGCUUUCUAUCCAAGGAAAUGCUAAUCCCGUGUCACCCAAUGAGUCCCUCGUCAUGAUACCUUCUUUGCCUCAUUCUGGUGGUCUUAAUGCUCCAGGUGCAUCACACCAUACUUCCGUAGAUAGUCCCUUAAGUUGUCCUGGCUCUCACAGUAGACCAAGUACUAGCAGCGAGGAGUUAUAUGGUGUUAUGCCUGUAUCUCCUUCGGAAUAUGGCCUCACUCAUUCUCUUAUGAAUCUGGAUAGUUUCCGACGACGUUACAACAUGGAUAGUAUUGCAGAGGUAUUGUUGGCACUUGAGAGAAUUGAACAAGAUGUUGAGCUAACACACGAGCAAAUUCGAUUACUGGAGUCCAACUUGUUCCUUACCGGACUAAAUUUCUACGACCCACAUAGAGAGAUGCGAUUGGACAUUGAUAACAUGUCAUAUGAGCAACUGUUGGCUCUGGAAGAGAGGAUGGGCACUGUGAGCACAGCUCUGACAGAGGAAGCACUAUCAGAAUGCCUAAAGAAAAGUUUCUAUCAGUCCUCACCCUCAGACAUUGCAGCUGAGAGUUGCAAUGAAGAUAAGGAUGAUAAUGAAGAUAAGGAUGAUAGUGAUACCAAAUGCAGCAUUUGCCAGGAAGAAUAUGUGGUUGCGGAUGAAGUGGGAAGUUUGCAAUGCGAACACAUGUAUCAUGCGGUUUGCAUACAGCAGUGGCUACGGCUAAAGAACUGGUGCCCUAUUUGCAAAGCAUCAGUGGCACCAUCCCCAUCCCAAUGAUCCCAUCAAUAACAAUUACAAUCACAAUCUAGGCCAGACGAGGGAGACUGAUUUCUUUAUACCCCCUCUUUCUGUUCAUUUUUUUCUUCAUUACUUCUGUACAAAAUACAGUUACUCCUUACUUAUUUUUAUUGAUCAUUUGUACAUAGCAAAUAUCUUCAUCCCAUUAUACAAUAAUCCAAGCCACUGGCUUGUUGGACUGGAACUUGUUAA